AUGAGACGGGUUCAUCACUAUAUCGCACGACAUCCCGAAGAAUUUGUAUCCAUCGUACACACCCAGUCGGCCGAUGCGCAUCCUCUGGAUUUGAAACCUUCUCCAAACGAUGCCGAAACUUGGAUCCAACUGCUAACGCUUGAUCAAGACCGGUUUUUGGAAGGCUGGGCUUCGUCUAGCCAGAACGCAUAUCAGCAACUAUUUGAGCAAUAUUUCGAUCAACCCGUUGCUAUUGCCAGAAUUGUUCAAGAUCUUCAAUCCAGUGCCAAGCAACCACUGAUAUGGUUUCCCCCUGCAUGGUUUCAGUAUCAGAAAUCAAUGGUUUCCGGACGCAAGGGACCGGUUUACCGCACCCGGUGCCAUGCACCAUGGGGAGACUGUGGUAUAACGCUACGACAAUUGCACGUACCGUUAACCAAGUGUCCUCAGGAAACCGUGGGGAUUACCGCCUUUGAGCAGCACCUCAUGCUGGUGAGCUACACUGCAACAAAUUUAGAAGAAGCCAUAGCGCAAAUGGAUCAACGCAACUUUAAAAUGAUCUAUCGUAUGGCCCUUUUGAUGGCCGGUGCCGUCCGCGACCUCCAUCGUGAAAAUCGAGUCCAUCCCAACUUGCAACCACGCAACUUUUUCUUGCAACCGAAUCGCGAAACCAUGGCACUCGUCGAUACUGACGAUCUUCCGACCACCGCAAAGGGACUGAUCUAUGGAAGAUGGCCUUACAUUGCCCCUGAACAAUGUCAGUUGGGCGGUCCCACCACUUACGAAGCCAAUAUCUACUCUUUGGGAAUCAUGCUGUGGCAACUAGUAUCGGGCGUCGUGUUUCCGAGCCACAUUCGUGCAUGCCCUCAAGUGUUUAGUCUGUGCCGGUUCAAAAAUAUUACCCCAGCUUAUGAAUCCAUCUAUCUUCGCUGCUUAUCUUCUCGUCCCGAAAUGCGUCCAUCAGCAGAAGACGUUUCCAACGAACUGGUAUCCAUUUUGAUGGACGAGUUAGCCAUCGGAAGAGUUCAGUCAAGAGCGAGCCGAUCCAUUUCCGAUGUGCGCGAACGACAAAUGGUGAUCGCCCGAUUCUUUGCUCGUUGUCGCUCCACUGUGGCCAAAGAAGCCUUGGACGACAUGGUGCGUGGGGCUCCCGCAGGGAAACGAUCCGUGAUCCUCAUGGCCGCUUCCCUCGAAAGACGUCUAUGGUUGCGCAAAUGUAAACAACGGAAACCAUCUUCGCGCUGCCCCCGAUCAAUCCCGCCACGCGCCCCUAUUCCCUAUGAAAAAUCAUGGGAAACCUUAGACUCUCAAAACAAUACCAGCAGCAGCAGCAGUCAACAUCCUUGCGGCUUUAGUCUGGGUGAUAUGAUGCAGAUCGGCUACGCAUGA
Radiomyces spectabilis is the source of this 1368-nucleotide messenger RNA. RefSeq names its product kinase-like domain-containing protein. Gene Ontology annotation, molecular function: protein kinase activity; ATP binding. The record is from RefSeq and is a predicted model, not a curated record. Lineage: Eukaryota; Fungi; Mucoromycota; Mucoromycetes; Mucorales; Radiomycetaceae. The transcript has 3 exons. Gene Ontology annotation, biological process: protein phosphorylation. Bases 1 to 1368 code for a protein of 455 amino acids.